Messenger RNA from Triticum urartu, 1143 nucleotides. The record is from RefSeq and is a predicted model, not a curated record. NCBI's taxonomy places the organism in Eukaryota, Viridiplantae, Streptophyta, Magnoliopsida, Poales, Poaceae.
AGGUUUCGAGCGUACACGCGAGAAGAGACGCAACACACUCGACCACUCCUCUGUUCUCUGCACGCGACGCCACGCAAAAACUCUAAUCCCUAAUCUAGCGCGGCGGCGGCGUCUGGCCAGGUCGCCAGGAGCCCAGGACCGGGCGGCGCAGCCGAUGGCAGGGCAGGCAACCGCGGCGGCAGGAUGGGGAGCUAGAGGACGGCGGCACCGUGGAAGCAAGCGACAGUGGCGCAAGCGGCGGCUCUAGCAAGGGCCUAGGCGCCUAGCGGCAGCAGCAGCAACGGCCGUCCGGGCGUCCGGCCACUUCUGAGUCCGGCGCAGUUCCGACCAGACUGCCAGAGGAUGGAAAGGAAGAGGAAUAGCAAAUCCAAAGGAAAGGGGAGGAGAUAAUUUCUCAAUUUUUUUGAAAUUUUUGUAGCAAAUUUUCACAGUAGUUUUAAGCCUUAAAUUCAAGCAGAUUGUAGUUACAUAUUAAUGUUGUGAACACUCUGGUUGUGAAUUGCAGAUUUGAAAAGAUAUUUUGAAGUGCUUAGUAGUGGCAGAAGCUUGAAAUUGAACCCAAGUACCCGUAAAAGUGUCAAUGUUUCGGCACAUGCCACUCAUCAAGAUCAAGAAGCGGAUGCUAUCAAGAUCAUGCCAAAGGCGAUGCUCAUUCCCGUUCUUAGUGAGAUGGGUUUACUCGAUGCAAAGUAUGAGCAUUGCAGACUCUGGCGAGCUGCUGAAGGUCGACGAGGAGGGCGCCGCCGCCACCGUCAUCAGGCUGGUCCACAUCCACGCGCUGCUCGGCGUCACCAGGUCACCGGCACAACUCUGCACGCCCAGGCCGUUCAACAUUUUCUUCCGCUUUUGGUGCGUCACAUUUAGAGUUUUUCUUUCCCAUUUUACCGUGUUUGCAUGGUAAGAUGUUUUGUAGAUUUGAAGGUUCGUAGCCUUGGCUCCAAAGCUUCAAGCUCUUGCAUAAUAGUGUUGUUCAGUGGGAUGCAGAAUUUUUGUUUGUCUGAUUGGCUAUCCUUGGUGCUGAUUUACUACAAUAAAGAAGCUGUGUGUAUAAAUAUUACUAACUGCUGAUACUUUGCAUCAGUGAUUUCAUUUCUGUUGGCCCUCCUUAAGAUUGCUUAGGAAUGUGAGGCUUAAAAGUUUCAA